Messenger RNA from Linum trigynum, 1057 nucleotides. NCBI's taxonomy places the organism in Eukaryota, Viridiplantae, Streptophyta, Magnoliopsida, Malpighiales, Linaceae. The record is from the annotation of a GenBank genome assembly.
ACAAAGAUCGACUUGGGAACUUUAUGCCCAUGUUGAGGAAGUUGAAUUUCCAAAUACCCUUCCUGGAGGCACUAUCUCAGAUGCUUAAGUAUGCAAAGUUCCUGAAAAAUCUCCUUUCUAAGAAGAAGAAGCUGAGCGAGUUGCCCACUAUGGAGCUCACCGAGGAGUGCUCAGCCAUUCCCCAGAACAAGCUUCAGCAAAAGCAGAGGGACCCAUGUUGUUUUACUAUCCCGUGCUCUAUUGGUAAACUGCAUGUGGAGAGGUCCUUGGCGGAUCUAGGCUCUAGUAUCAAUGUUAUACCUUAUAAAUUGUUCAAGAAACUAGGCCAAGGUGAACCAAGUCCAACUAGGAUGAGUAUCCAAUUAGCUCACCAAUCCACAGUUCAUCCUAAAGGCACAGUGGAAGACCUCCUAGUUAAGGUUGUCAAAUUCUUUUAUCCUGCAGAUUUUGUUGUCUUAGACAUCAAUAAGGACGCAGAAGUUCCUCUUAUACUAUGUAGGCCUUUAUUGGCCACUGUUAAGGCUCUUAUUGAUGUGCAUAAUGGGACCCUAGUUAUAAGAGAUGGCGAGGAGUAGAUAACUUUUUUCAUUGCUAAUAACUUGACUGCUCUCUCGCCUGUGCAUGCUUUAUCUCACUAGGUGCACGAGUUUGUCAUGUAUCCUUAUGUGUCUCACGUUUUGUAGGGAUCUGCAUCUAUUCCUUCUCUGGCACUCCCGUUCUCCCUGUUUCCAAACAAAACGCUUAAGGAGGAGUGGCGGCCAAAGUUGCAGGCAUCCAAGCAUGGCAAAAAGAAAUGUGGAUACCACUAUGAGCUGGUCCCAGCUUUUGAGCUACGACCACCCUGGCCAUCUUAGUAUUCACUUGCUUGUAUCCUGCUAGAUGGAAAGAUCGAGUUAUCCUGUGCUGACGGCCGUGCCCUCCGGGUGCAUGACCACCAUUUAAAGUUGUACCUCAAGAGUGAUGUAGAUCCGCUCUUGGAGGGACAUGCUCCUAAUAUGCUAUGAGCAUUCACCUUAUGCGUCCAACUAAAAGAUGGUAAAAAAGCGCUUGUUGAGUC